UUUGGAAAAGCCUGUCGAAGCUUUGAGAUUUCCCUUUAGAGCCACCGACAAACUUCAACUCCAAUUCUAAUCGGUAUGCUCCUUUCCAAGUAGCAUCGUAGGCUUCCUCGCAAAUAGUUCGACCUACUCAGAUCGCCAUUUCAAAAAUUUAUAACAAGUGUCCUCCUAGCGAUCCCGUUUGUGUGAACCCAAAUUCACAAGUGAAUGACUUCUAGUUCAUAACAGUCAUUGGAAAAUUAUCUCUCCGGUUCAGCGUUAUACCAUCUCCAGCUUCUAAAGCUUAUUCUCAUCUAAUCUUAUCAGACGAAGAACAAUGCCUUUAACAGGAGUAGAGGGAAGAUUGGAAGGGAAGGUUGCAAUAGUUACAGGCGGGGCACAUGGCAUUGGAGAAGCCACGGUUCGCCUCUUCACUACACAUGGAGCAAAAGUCAUAAUUGCAGACAUUCGAGACGCUGCUGGUCAGAAGCUUGCAGAAUCUCUGCCACAGUGGGCAAUCUAUAUUCACUGUGAUGUGAGCAAAGAGGAAGACGUUAAGGCAGCAGUAGAUUUCGCCAUGAAAAAGCACGGGCGCCUUGACAUUAUGUUCAACAAUGCGGGAAGGGCAGAUAGCAACAAAAAUGGCGUUGCAGAGUAUGAGAUGGACCAAUUUGAAAUCACCAUGAAUGUUAACGCAAAAGGUGUAAUGCACGGCAUUAAGCACGCAGCCCGUGUUAUGAUACCCACCAAGAAGGGCUGUAUUAUUUCUACAGCCAGUGUUUCAGGGAUUAUGGGAGGCGUUACUCCUUAUGCUUACACGGCCUCAAAACAUGCAGUUAUAGGGCUGACUAAAAAUGGUGCAGCCGAGCUUGGGAAAUAUGGUAUUAGAGUCAAUUGUGUUUCUCCUUCUCUUGUUGCAACAGAAAUUUUAAUGGACUAUUUGGGAAGCAAAGACAAGGGCGUAGUAGAGGCGUGGGGUAGCAGCGUAGGCAACUUGAGUGGAGUGAUGCUUAAGCCAGAGGAUAUUGCAGAGGCUGUUCUAUAUUUGGCUGGUGAUGAAUCUAGAUAUGUGAGCGGCCAUAAUCUUGUGGUGGAUGGAGGCUCCACGGUUGUAAAUCACGGCUGGGGACUGUACAAGAAAUAAAUAUUGGUAUGUUCAGUUCCUAUAUAUAGCAUGCCAUAUCAGCACCCUAAUAUGAUAAAUAGUUCUAUCUGUUUAUAAAUAGAGGUGUUUUAUUUUUAAUUUCUUUACUAUGUAAGUACUUUUUAAAUAAAUCUAUUAAUAAGUAGUAGUUUUAAAGGAGAAUCCAAUGGUUGAAUGCGUCAUU
Messenger RNA from Cryptomeria japonica (Japanese cedar), 1304 nucleotides. Its product is annotated as short-chain dehydrogenase reductase 2a-like. The transcript is spliced from 2 exons. NCBI's taxonomy places the organism in Eukaryota, Viridiplantae, Streptophyta, Pinopsida, Cupressales, Cupressaceae. The coding region runs from base 314 to 1120 and encodes 268 amino acids. The record is from RefSeq and is a predicted model, not a curated record.